Molecule: messenger RNA, 2046 nt
Organism: Cicer arietinum (chickpea)
Lineage: Eukaryota; Viridiplantae; Streptophyta; Magnoliopsida; Fabales; Fabaceae
Product: protease Do-like 10, mitochondrial
Biological process (GO): proteolysis
Molecular function (GO): serine-type endopeptidase activity; protein binding
Source: RefSeq, a predicted model, not a curated record
AUAUAAAGCCCGUUAGCAUUGCAGCUUAGGGGAAUAGUCUAGAUUACCCCGCAAAAAAAGAGGUAUGAUGAAGCAUUAAAUAAAACUAAUUUUAUGAGAUGCCGCCCGCCCGCCCUAGUUUGAGUUGUGGCUGCCAUUUCCGAUUGAAUUGAAUUGAAUUACAAGAAUGGGUUCAUUUGUCCGUGUAACUCGGAAUCUUUUCACCUCUGCCUAUCGGUUGAAACACCGUCGUUUCGCUACUCAAUUACCCUCCAUACACAACAAUGAAACAACAACUUUGUCUUUGACAUCUUACAACAAGUUGAGAACAACAACAAGAGUAAGGAGGAACGCUCAGCCUCGUAACACCACAUUAACACAUCAUCAUAGUAAUAAUACAGCAGUGGAACUUGCAUUCAAUUCAGUUGUCAAAAUCUUCACCGUUUCUUGCAGUCCCAACUACUUACUUCCUUGGCAGAACAAAGCCCAGCGCGAAACCACGGGCUCUGGCUUUGUAAUUAUGGGGAAACAGAUUCUUACAAAUGCUCAUGUAGUAGCUGAUCAUUCAUUUGUACUUGUAAGGAAACAUGGCUCUCCAACCAAAUAUAGAGCACAAGUCAAAGCUGUUGGUCACGAAUGUGAUUUAGCUCUAUUACUUGUUCAUUCUCAAGAGUUUUGGGAUGGAAUGAUUCCUCUUGACUUUGGUCAUAUCCCUUUUCUACAACAAGCUGUUGCUGUUGUCGGAUAUCCUCAAGGCGGUGACACCAUUUCAGUCACUAAAGGGGUUGUUUCCAGGGUUGAACCUACACAAUAUGUACAUGGUGCAUCACAACUGAUGGCAAUACAGAUUGAUGCAGCCAUAAAUCCAGGGAAUAGUGGUGGUCCUGCAAUUAUGGGCAACAAAGUUGCUGGAGUAGCAUUCCAAAAUCUUUCAGGUGCCGAGAAUAUUGGUUACAUAAUACCUGUACCUGUAAUAAAGCAUUUUAUAUCUGGUGUAGAAGAAAAUGGAAAAUACAGUGGAUUUUGCUCCCUGGGUUUGUCGUGCCAGACUACUGAAAAUGUGCACCUCAGAAACCAUUUUGGUAUGCAACCUGGCAUGACUGGGGUGCUUGUAAACAAAAUAAAUCCACUUUCAGAUGCAUACAAGGUUUUGAAGAAAGAUGAUAUUAUACUUUCAUUUGAUGGGGUGCCUAUAGCAAAUGAUGGUACAGUUUCUUUCCGAAAUAGAGAACGGAUAACAUUUGAUCACUUGGUGUCUAUGAAGAAGCUUGAUGAAAAAGCAGUAGUCAGAGUUCUGAGAGGCGGACAAGAGAUUGAACUCAGUAUUACUCUCCGACCUAUCCAACCCUUAGUUCCAGUUCAUCAGUUCGAUAAACUUCCAAGUUAUUACAUUUUUGCUGGUCUGGUAUUUGUUCCACUCACUCAACCAUACCUUCAUGAGUAUGGAGAAGAUUGGUAUAAUGCUUCACCUCGGCGUUUGUGUGAACGGGCAUUAAGGGAAUUGCCCAAGAAAGAAAAUCAACAACUUGUUAUCCUAUCACAGGUCUUGAUGGAUGAUAUCAAUGCUGGUUAUGAGCGUCUUGCAGACUUCCAGGUUUUGAAGGUUAAUGGAACAGAAAUUGACAAUCUGGAACAUUUAUGCCAACUAGUUGAAAACUGUAGCACAGAAAGCUUGCAUUUUGAUUUGGACGACGAUAGGGUCAUUGUCUUGAACUAUGAAACAGCAAAAAUCGCCACUUCAAGAAUUUUGAAGCGUCACAGAAUACCUUCUUCAAUGUCAACUGAUCUUAACAAAGCACAGAAUAAUGUGCAAUUUGGACAGACAACUAGCACAUGUUGAGAUUGUCAUGAAUCUUGCCUGCUUUAUUUCUGCAAUUUUGUUUGUGACUGAGUUUUUUUCUUCUUGAAAUUAUGAAAAUUGUUACUGGAUUUUAUUUAGCUAUCCUUUUUUUGUUUUCUUGGCUUCACUACAACUCUUGAUACAAAUAUAUAGACACUCAUGACAAUGUAAUUUGAAAAUAUCAUGAUUAUGAAUCUAGAAAGUGAUGACAGGUGAUGGUUCCAAUA